UUUUUUUUUUCUUUUGCUUAUUAAACAUGUUGCGAUCUGUUCAAUCUUCCAUUAGACCCUUGAUAACCUUACUUCCCAAGUGUACACCACGUCCCUGGGUUACAAUACCAAAGCGACUCGUAUGGCAACCACUUCAAACGAACACUCAAAGUGCUUGUUUCCAUGCAUGGACACCCUUACGUAAAGAACAAGAUCCUGACACACAAGACAAUGUCUAUAAACGACAAAUGCUUAUUGGCUUUACUUGUAAAGUUUGCGAAGAGCGUUCUCAUCAUACCAUGUCCAAACACGCCUAUACAAAAGGUGUUGUGCUAAUCCAAUGUCCAGGUUGCAAGAAUCGUCAUUUGAUUGCAGACAAUCUCGGUUGGUUUAGAGACAGCAAGACAACAGUGGAAGAUCUUGUAAAAGAAAAAGGCGAAGCUAUUCGUAAAGUGAUCGUAGACGAGCAUGGUGUAGAGCGCUUAGGUGAUUUAAUGGAAUGGUUGCCCGAUAUUACAGAACAAGAACGAUUGAGAAUGGAACAAGCAAAGAAGAAGCAAUAAACUUUUAUUGUAUUGUAUCAUAAUAAAGAUAGACAAACAUAGCCAUGAAUAACUG
This is a messenger RNA of Gilbertella persicaria, 597 nucleotides long. Its product is annotated as DNL zinc finger-domain-containing protein. Gene Ontology annotation, cellular component: mitochondrion. The transcript has a single exon. Gene Ontology annotation, molecular function: protein-folding chaperone binding; zinc ion binding. The record is from RefSeq and is a predicted model, not a curated record. Gene Ontology annotation, biological process: protein import into mitochondrial matrix; protein stabilization; protein folding. Lineage: Eukaryota; Fungi; Mucoromycota; Mucoromycetes; Mucorales; Choanephoraceae. Bases 27 to 542 code for a protein of 171 amino acids.